This is a messenger RNA of Phytophthora nicotianae INRA-310, 2783 nucleotides long. RefSeq lists its product as hypothetical. The coding region runs from base 1 to 2724 and encodes 907 amino acids. Gene Ontology annotation, molecular function: metallopeptidase activity. The record is from RefSeq and is a predicted model, not a curated record. The transcript has a single exon. Lineage: Eukaryota; Oomycota; Peronosporomycetes; Peronosporales; Peronosporaceae.
AUGGCCAAAGUUGUUGAUUCGCCGCAUUUUCGGAUUGAUUCCGAUAGCGAAGAAGAAAUUGACAUCGAGUUUGGAACCCCGCGAGAUCCAAUAUCAGAAACCUCAGACGAGCAAGUUUUGGAACACGAUAGAGCAUCACUUCUCGAAUCUGACCAAAGAAAGAAAAAAGUGAGGACGACUAUUCUAACGGUGUCCUUCCUUGUUCUUGUGGGGGUAAGCAUCGGUCUUGCUGCACGCUUUUCGCGAGGUCAUUCCGAUUCAACAAGCAUCGACACUGGCGAUGGUUUCUCAGUCCCCAUUGGAAGUCUGGAAACUAUAGGAGGCGAAGAGGUUCAAAACGGUCAUGUGGUACCCUUCUUUGAUGUGCAGUUCUACCCGGGUGAGAGAGCUCUGUUCGUCCUCAGUAAAGCACAAUGGAACUCUUCCUUUAUCGUGUACCCGACUGUCGUGAAGCGCGCUGCUCCGGUGAUUGCUGGUGUAGAGCGAGGUGGUAUCUUGCUGGAAACCAACGAUUUUGUUUUCCACUUCGAGUUAUCUACUGACGGGCAGCACCUGCAGCUUGUACAGGAAUAUCAUUACGCUAGUCUACAUGGAGACAAAGCUGAUGAGCUGCAGCAAAUAUUCGACGAAAGUCAGUGGCCUGGGUAUAUUACGAAAGUACCUAUAUACGCGGAGACUGAGGACGCCUACUACAUUCCGUCGGAUUUAUUCCUCUCGAAUGGAUUCUUUGUGUCGUCUGUGCUUGCUUCGUCUGACUUCACUGCGCUCGAAAAACCUUCAGAGUCUUUUGCAAGCAACACAAUGCUCUUCGUCGAGUAUGAGCUUGCCUCUGGAGUCAUUGAGGUCAAUUACGCCAUCGGGCUGUUACCAGAUAAGAUAAUGCCACAAAGAGUGGCAGACGAUCGAAUGGGUUACUUUUCCAAGCGCUACACUCGGUACAGCUUGACGGACCAAGAGCUCAGCGACGGCAAUGGUUACCAUCGAUGGGAUCCUCAGAUGACAGUCAUUCACCGUCGAAAACUCGAGCUUGACAGCUCUGGAAAACAGACGAAGAAUCCUAUCACGUACUAUAUCGAUCCAUCCGUACCGAAUGAAUGGAGAGAAGCCUUUGCUACGGGUGUGGAGGCUUGGAUCCCCGCAUUUGAGCGAAUCGGCUUCCCGAAUGCUAUUCGUGCGGUGCUUCCAGGAGACAGCGACUGGCCGAGUGACUACCGACUUGGAGAUCUUCGAUACAACAGCAUCUCAGUCAUGAUUUCGGAGCAGACUUACGCUUACGGUCCUACUAUAAUUGAUCCGAGGUCUGGAGAGAUUUUGCACAGUGAUAUUGUCUUCGAGUAUGGAUUUUUCAACGAGGUCAUGGUCGAUUUCGACAUGAAAUCACCAGUAGAUCCGCCACAGUCCUCGAAAACUAGUGAACAUAGUGAUGCAGAGAGCUCAAAUGUACUGAAGGCGAACAAGAAGUUCCGGCAUGCUCGCACAGGUCGAAGCCGGUCGUGUGGUUUUGCUCACGAAGAACAACACAAAGUUGAUCGGAUGAUGCUGAGCUCGGUAGCUGGAGACGACAGCGGCUUCGUUCCUAAGAGACUCAUAGCCCAACAUUUCGCUGAUAUUGUCAUGCACGAAGUUGGCCACACACUCGGUUUGCGUCACAACUUCGCCGGUUCUUCAGCAUACUCACGUGAUCAACUACGAGAUCCUGCAUUCGUCGCCGAGCACGGAAUGUCAACAUCAAUCAUGGAUUAUUUGCCCGUGAAUAUUUUUUCGGAUCUGACGAAGGACCAAGUGGAAAAUCAUAGUUUUUUCAUGACUGCGAUCGGAGCUUACGACUAUGCGGCAAUUGCCUACGGAUACUCGGUUGUAGAUGACGAGAUUCCUGGCUACAAGCACCCUCGCCUGACUGAACUGGCAUUAGCUGCACCGCUGUUUCUCAGUGAUGAAAGCGUUGAGAACAUGUUGAACCCUUAUGCCCAGCUCUUUGAUUUGUCUUCCGACCCAGUGGACUAUGCAGCUGAUCGCCUCAAGUUCGUCCAGAACGCACGAAGUUCUCACGCAGCGCUUGAUAAAGUGCCAGAAGACGCAUCGUGGACUACGCUUUGGCAACGUGAACAUGUUCAAUUGCGGUUACUUGCAUAUGCCAUUAACAUCGUACGACCAAUUCUUGGAGGAGUGAACAUCACUCAUGCACACCGAAGCAAGGACGAAGGCGCUUACAACGCUACGUUUAUACCCAAAGAAACUCAGCUUAGAGCUCUUAAGGUGCUUCUGCGUAUCAUUCAAGCGGAAAAAGGGUUAUUCCCAGAGCCAAAGGACUACGGUUCGUUCGUGGAGGUGGUCGGCUUCGACGGUGAGGACUGCAACGAGGCAACGCUGGAUUAUGGUUGUCUCGGGCGUGGACUAGUUGAUGUUGGUGCCUACGUGCUUCGCGUUCGAGAAAGAGCUUUGAUAUCAGCAUUAUUCCCCGCCAUGGCGCGUAUCGUUCAGCAAGACGCGCUAAGUCCGCUGACGCUGAAUGAGCUGCUGACAGAAGUUGCCAAAGCCAUGAAUGCCGCAUCAUAUAGCUUUACACUGAAGGAAUUUCUGGACGAAAUGUUAGCAGAAACCAUCAGCCACCAUGACACCGACGCACGUAUUAAACGAGGCAUUGAGGAAAAGUGGAAUAUGACUCUGCCUCCGGUUGUCGUUGUCAAAGCUGAAGAUGGACACGAACACCCUAUCGGUCGAUAGAAGUUGAAGUGCUUGAUUACCGAAUAUUUGUUUUUCUAAUGUUAAAUUUACGAUAGGGU